Phlebotomus argentipes is the source of this 760-nucleotide messenger RNA. RefSeq names its product dromyosuppressin (gene Ms). Bases 236 to 523 code for a protein of 95 amino acids. The transcript has 2 exons. The record is from RefSeq and is a predicted model, not a curated record. Lineage: Eukaryota; Metazoa; Arthropoda; Insecta; Diptera; Psychodidae.
GGCGAUAUAAAAGAAGCUGCACUUUGGCCAGGUAGACGCAUUUACAGCACGACAAGCUCAUCAAAGCCCACUUUUGGUGUCCUCCAGAUCGAGUGUCAUUCGAUCUCUCUGCAGUGAAGAAAUCAUUCAGUCAGUGUUGUGCCAGUGAAAAUUGACCUGAAACACAUCAAGGCGGAAAUUGAGCUGCAAUUUGUGCACAAGGAAUAGAAUUGCAAGAGAAGAACACACACGAGAGAUGCAUCAACUGCUCCUGCUUCUGCUGGCGCUCGCGGCCGUGCAGGCGACGCCCAUUCCGCAGCUGUGCGACCCCGCCGUGGUGGAGGAGAUGCCGCCGCACAUAAAGAAGGUGUGCGUGGCGCUGGAGAACUCCAACCAGCUCUCCAGCGCCCUCAGCGCCUUCCUGCGCGCCGAGACGUCCGCCCUCAUGUUCCGGCCUGAGGAUCUCGCGUCGCUCACGUCCGCCCAAUUAGGCGGCAAGCGAACGGACGUGGAUCACGUUUUCCUGCGGUUCGGCCGCCGCUAAAUUCCCCGCGGCGCGCCGCGCUUCUUGGUUCGAGGAGAGAGAGAGACAAUUCCCCGAGACAGUCAAUCCCAAUAGUCCCCAAAAGCGCCCCCAUUUCUCUGAGCGGACACAUUUUGCGACUCUUCAGCAGGUCUCCUUUUUUGUACAUAACAUCUGUGCUGCAUCUCUUCCGUUUGUUCGUGCAGGAAUAUUGACUCCUCCAAUGAUAUAAUGUAACAUGUUUAUCGAUAUACAGAA